CUCUUUCGUAUAUAUUUACACCUGUACAUACAAUUUACACGCACCUCCAUUUACAUUUCUCCAUUUGUUACUCUAUAUCUGGAUCACCAUGUCCACCGAUCUCGAAUUCUCAGUAAAACUGCUGCCGAAGAUCCGAUUGCCGGUAAUUGAUAUCGACAGCCUCAAGUCCAGCUCGGACGACAGCGGGAGCGUAAUAAUUCAGACAGAAAUCAACAGCAGCAGCGAGGAGUCUGAGUCCUGUCAGACUCCAACAUCUGCGGAGCACAAGAUUCCGACAAUCCUAUCAUGCCCCGCGGCGCCGAGGAAGCCGAGGAGGAGGAGUGUUUUGUGUAAGCGGAAGCUGGAGUUCUUCGAGAUCGACAACUUUCAAGAGGUGGAGGAUUUCUUUCGAUCCAAUUUCGAGAACAAACGGUGCAAAAAAAACAUCUCGUAAAUGAAACGGUGACGUUUUCAAAUUUCUGGGAUUUAAUUUGUCUUGGUUGUAUGUAUUAAUAAUUAUUAUUACACGAAUAUUAAAUACCACGUUAUUAUCAAAACUCUGGUCUGGAAAUGAAAUUCCAGGCAGUUUGGAUCUGAAUUAUGAAUACGAACUCUAUGUUUAUCUGGUGCAA
Molecule: messenger RNA, 611 nt
Organism: Tripterygium wilfordii
Lineage: Eukaryota; Viridiplantae; Streptophyta; Magnoliopsida; Celastrales; Celastraceae
Product: cyclin-dependent protein kinase inhibitor SMR3-like
Exons: 1
Coding region: 89-433 (114 amino acids)
Biological process (GO): regulation of DNA endoreduplication
Source: RefSeq, a predicted model, not a curated record